CCCGGGCCUGGCCUGGCCCUCGUUGCUCAGCCCCGGCCGCGUUGCCAUGGAGACGGGCGGCGGAGGCAAAUGGCGGCCCUGGUGCCCAAAGAUCCCGCGGCCGUCUGCAGGAUCCGCUCGGCGCCGACCGCCGGAACAAACUAUUUUUUAGGAAUUGACUAUGAGAAUGUGCAGAAAUUAUGCAACAUCAGUGGUCUACAGAGCAGAGAUAAUCCGCAAAGUACACCAGACGCUCACUGCGAAUUCCUACAACAAUAUCGAAAAAUAUUCAUUCAACCAAAACCUGUGUUACCCAAGAUCCCUGUGUUUGCAAGUGUAAUGAUCAAGAGGCCAAAGAAAAAGGUAUCAGAUAAAGAUGUUGAGAGGCAUCUGGAGAAACGAUACAUGGAUGAUGUACCUCGUCAUCUCAAAGAAGAUGUUAAAACCUUAAAUGGAAUACUUAGUAAACAUCCUUAUUACAGAACGCGCUCAGAGCGUCUGAUUACAUAUAAAAUACUGGGGCUAUUUCCAGCAAUCAAUAAACGGUUUGCAGACGAAGAGCUGAAAGACCUCAGUGCAAAGAUAAUCAUGGAAUCAUGGGAGAAAAGUUGCAUAGUUUUUGGAUACCAGUCAUUCUAUUUAAUCCUAAGAGGAUGUGCUAAGCCAUAUUCGUUGCUUGGUGAACCAUUGAGGCCUAUCCAUCCCCCUCCUUGGCUCGAUCCAACACUGAGUAUGUUGGCCUUUGGAGACAGUUUUGGUUCUUUGCUACCCAUGUCGGAUAACGCCGGUCACAAGGUUCUAUCAGUACUUACAGAGUCUAAUUGUCAACUUGUCAAAAUUUCUACUGGACAGUUUGAAAAUGUAAGAGAGGAAAUAAUAGUGCGUAAUUAUACAAUGAAAGAAAAGCUAAUCCAAGCCUGUCGAAGUUAUCAGCAUUGGCCCAAACUGUCUCUCAGUAAACUGGUUCAGCUAAUCAACUGGAAGAAAUAUCCAAAAGAUUAUGUUCUAGCAAAGGAAGGUGAAAUCAGUUCAAUUGUAGGAUUCAUAAAGUCUGGCCAAUGCUACAUUUUCAAAGACAUAGAAGGCCUGGAGAAACUUCCACUAGGACGAGUGCAAAGUGAAGUGAAGCAUAUUAUCAUGGGAAAACUCAGUAGUAAUCAAUCCUUCGGAGAGAUCAGCAUUCUUCUUAGAAAACCAUUCACCUGCACGCUUAUCACAGCAACAGAAGUUGAACUUGGAGUUAUUUCUGAACGUGAUAUAUUAGGACUUGAAGAAGUAUAUCGAAUGCUUCUUCAACAAACAUCAGAACCAAUCUUGGUCAACCUUACUCAGGAAGAAGUCAAUAACAGAUAUAUUUCGCUGGAAAAAGAGAAACAAUGGAAACGCUUUAAGAAUAAAGUGAUCAAGGAAACCAUUUUGUACAGAGGAAUAAAACCAGGCGUUGGAAAAUGGAACUUUAAAUGCAGUAUAAAGGACAACUCAAAGAAAAUUCCCCCUCCUUCAUUUUAAGGGGUUAACUACACGAUGAAGGGUAGAAAAACAGGAUGUAUCCUAAUCAUCUAAUUUUCACUGACUAUCUGGAGUCUGACAUUUGUGCUGCCACUUCUCAUUAUUUUAGCUAAGAGGAUUCUUCUUUCUGUACAACAGGAAACCAAAUAUUAUCCUAAUCAUUUCCUUUACGAAGUACUGCUAUGGCAAUGAAUGACUCAUAAACGAUGUGCCUGAUGUGAUUUUUCAUAAUUUUCUUCCCUUUCCCCACUUUGACUUCAUAUCUUGAGCAGAAACAUAAUUAUUGAUCAACCCUCGGGCAAAUUAACCUUCAAUGAAAGGCACAUGCUAAAAGAUAUGUCAAUUAAAUCGAUGUUUCUUCAUUAGAGUUAUGUUUUUAUGCCUGGUAUUAUUUAUUAAAAAUGUUACUUUGCCGAAUCUUAACCUUAAAGUUAUAUGACGUGUGACCACUAAGCUGUUAAGAUAAUCUCAUAACAACCAAGAGGUUCUCAUAACAGCAACAAUACCAAUUUAACUUAAUUGAAGAACAGAGCCAGUACAUACACCAAAUCAAAGCCAAUUCUGAACAUAUGUAUAAAGAUACAAAUCAGGAACCAGGGUGGGCCUCAUGGUCUCUCAAGCUUGCAUCAUUCAUUAAUAAGAUCAUGACUGAUCGUGAUUAUUUAUUGAAAAGGACACAAGUGCUGGAGUAACUCAGUGGGACAAGCAGCAUCUCCAAAGAUAUUGUCUGACCUGUUGAGUUACUCCAGCACUUUGUGUCCUUUUUUGUAAACCAACAUCUGCAGUUCCUUGUUUCCACGUGAUUGGUUAUAAACCAUCAAUUACAAUAUA
Molecule: messenger RNA, 2319 nt
Organism: Leucoraja erinaceus (little skate)
Lineage: Eukaryota; Metazoa; Chordata; Chondrichthyes; Rajiformes; Rajidae
Gene: cnbd1
Product: cyclic nucleotide binding domain containing 1
Exons: 13
Coding region: 70-1488 (472 amino acids)
Source: RefSeq, a predicted model, not a curated record